Scheffersomyces amazonensis is the source of this 2311-nucleotide messenger RNA. Its product is annotated as triacylglycerol lipase. The record is from RefSeq and is a predicted model, not a curated record. The transcript has a single exon. Gene Ontology annotation, biological process: 7-methylguanosine mRNA capping; protein dephosphorylation. Gene Ontology annotation, molecular function: protein tyrosine/serine/threonine phosphatase activity; mRNA guanylyltransferase activity. NCBI's taxonomy places the organism in Eukaryota, Fungi, Ascomycota, Pichiomycetes, Serinales, Debaryomycetaceae. The coding region runs from base 26 to 1990 and encodes 654 amino acids.
AUUAUAUAAAGAAGAAGUAGAAGAAAUGCUGUCGGAUGAGAGUAUACAAGAAGAUUUGGGAGUGAUAAUUUCUGCUUCUUCAUUAAAGCUCAACAAGUCAUUCACCGAAAAGUUGGAGGAUUUGGCAGUAUCUCAAAGUAAUAGCACAAAUACAAAGUGGAAGAAACUAUGGGAAUUCUUUAAAAUUCAAGUAUUGGGAUAUCCUAAUGAAUUUGAGAGAUUUGUAUUAGAAUCAGAGCCUAAUGACUGUUCAUUAAUUGCCAAAUAUUCACAAGUUCAAACCAUUAAUUUAUCUAAUCAACUGACUUCUUCAGUAGAUUCAAUAACUUUAAAUACUUUACAUAUUCCUCAUCCAUUAGAGAGUUUCUUAAGAAAUGAAGCCAAUAAUAUUCCAGAAGAUGAUUUAGAUUUACUGAAAGAGCUUCAAGAAUCUCCUAUAAUUAUUUUCAUUCAUGGUCUAGGUGGUCAGAUGUCUCAAUUUGAACCAUUAAUGGCUUUAUUGGCUCAAUGUCUGGAAGUUUAUUCUUUAGAUUUACCAGGUUUCGGUAAUUCCAAACUUGAAUUUUUAAAUGAUAGAAAGAUUAUAUCGGAAUUCACUCCAGAAGAAAAAUUAAGGAUAUCUUCUAGUAUUAAAAAAUUAACUUGGAAUGAUUUUAAAACUGAGAACAUUGUAAAUAUAAUUUAUGAAUUUAUCAUUCAAAAUAUUCCAAAGGGGAAGAAAGUAGUAUUAGUUGGUCAUUCAAUGGGUACUCAUCUAAGUGUUUUAGUGGGUAAGAAAUUGCCUAAGUAUACAGUUGAAGGAUUAAUAUUAUUAUCUCCUCCACCAUUUCAAGAUGAUAUCACUGAAAAUGCACCUGAAACUCCUAAACCUUCAACUAUAUCGAUGUUACAAGUAUUUACAUAUUUACCUUGGUUAUUUAAUUCAUUCAGAGUUUGGGAUAGACUUGAAGGAUUGGAAAGCACUAGUGUUGUCCGUCAAUUAGUUAGAUUUGAAUCUAUUAAAACUAGUAUUUAUAAUAAAUUAAGACAGUUAAGAUGGAAUAUGGAUGUUAAUUCAUAUAUAGUCUUAAGAUAUAUCAAUGGAUUUCUGAAAGCCAAGUAUUCUGAUAUCAUUACAACUAUAAGUCAAUUUAAUGAUAAUGCAAAGGAUACCAGAGUUUACGAGAAAACAUUAUUAGUGGGAGGGAUUAAUGAUCAAGUAACUUCAAUUAAAGUAAUUGAUAACACUGAUACAUUUUUGACAAAAUUCUUUAAAAGAAGAAUUUCAAAAACAAUUGAAGUUAAUGGGACUGGGCAUUCAAUUCUUUUAGGAAAACCUGAAUUUAUUAGUGGAAUGAUAUUAAAUCAUAUUGAGCAAAAGUUUCCUGAAAGACUUCAUUUAUCACCAGCUUGGGUUUUAAAAGUUAAGGCUAAGAUAUCAGGUGAUAAAUGGGGAUUAAAGAAUGAACGUAAAUGGAAAGAAAUAAAAGGGAUUUCUAGUAAUAUUACCAGGAAAUCUGGUUCAGAUAUUUCUCCAUUACUUGGAAUGAAGACAUUACGUGAAGAUGAUGAAGUUCAUUCACCAAAAAUUAUUGAAGAUCUCUUCUAUGGUAAGAAUAAAGAUUCACGAUCUGAAGAUUUUCCUAAAGGGAAUUUAAUUGCCAUUGUUGAUAUUUCUCAUGAUAUCCCUCCAUAUAGUCCUAAAUCGUUUGAAAUUAUUAAGUAUUAUAAAUGUGCUACAGUUUCUAAAGUAGUUCCUGAUCAGGUUUCCAUAAGAAGGUUUAUUCAAUUAAUAGAUGAUAUACUCAAUAAUAACGAAAUAGACAAUCCUCUAGUGGCUGUGCAUUGUCAUUAUGGGUUUAAUAGAACAGGAUUUUUAAUUUGCUGUUACUUAGUUGAAAGAUUAGGAUGGUCAGUGGCCGACGCAGUCGAAGGAUUUAAACUGGCCAAAGCUCCAGGAAUUAAGCAUCCUCAUUUCAUUGAUGCAUUGUAUGUAAGAUAUGAACGUUAGCCGGUCAGUAUUUGCAGGUUCAAAUAUGUUAUUUAUUUUUAUUUUAUGUAUCUAUAUUUAUUGUUGUGUAUAAUAUAUAAACAAGCUUUAAGUGGAGAAGCGGCUGGGGUUUUGCAGCCUCCGGAGUUGCCUAUUCGAGAAGCGAAAAAAAAACAAUUUACCCUAAUUUGCGCUAUCUGUCAAUUAUACAUACAAUAAUUGACUAAUGACAGCAACUGUAAUGAUAAAUUAUAUACUGGGAAAGAAGGUAGAUCAACUACUGAAUAGUGUAGACUUGGUAGGUAUAUGGAUCAAUUUCUUAGUAGAUUUUUAGUAAUGAAC